Molecule: messenger RNA, 2589 nt
Organism: Trichophyton verrucosum HKI 0517
Lineage: Eukaryota; Fungi; Ascomycota; Eurotiomycetes; Onygenales; Arthrodermataceae
Product: RNA polymerase II Mediator complex subunit Sin4, putative
Exons: 9
Coding region: 1-2589 (862 amino acids)
Biological process (GO): positive regulation of DNA-templated transcription
Cellular component (GO): mediator complex
Molecular function (GO): protein binding
Source: RefSeq, a predicted model, not a curated record
AUGCCUGCCAAUGAUUCCUCGCUGACUGGGUUUGAAAGAAAAAUCGCCUGGUCCAGGACUGGCGCAAUCGCCUACAUCGCCCCAGACGGGUCAAAGGCAUUUCUACGGAAUCUCAACUGCAGUCCCGAGGACGGCAAAUGGAGCCUGAGUGAUGGAGACCAUGAGCACCCCAUUGCUGAAGCACAGACUGGCCAUACCCUGGUUCAUCUUGCCUGGAAUGAGCCUGGGACCGACCUGGCUGUUGUCGACUCCUGCGGUCGAAUAUCGAUCGUUGGAAUGUCGAUUGGCCUCAAUGUUCUGAUCCAGUCGCGUCCGCCAGCCUUGGACCCUGAUGACGAUGGGAAUCAGCCUGUCGGACUGAUGUGGCUUGCCUUGAACCGCUCGCUGGCUUUGUUUGUCGUUACGAGAUCUGGCAAGUUGAAAUUGCUUUAUCAAAACCAGGAAUCUAAAUGGGGGGAUAUGGUGAUCGAGCUACAGAACACAGGUUAUACUGACGAUGCUCUAACGCAUGCAUCCAUGACCCCGGUAGAUGGCGGAGGAAUUAUGAUCGUCACAUACUCAGCGAGAAAUGAACUACGGCUCUACCGUGCCAUGCUCAAAUGGGAAGGCACACCAGUUGAUUCCAAUACCCAACGACCAAACAAUUCCAUUGCGGUGCCCAGUGUGCAGUUGGCUCACAUCGAGGUUGAAAUUCCAACUGUUGUACCAUCACCCUCAACAUAUGUCAUAGGGAACGAAGACAACAUCACCAACAAUGCAAAUGGACUAUUUGCACUUACGCACCUGCAGGUAGUGGCCUGUCCGGUGGAUGCUCCUGGUGGGCAAACCGCACCAAUGAUACUAGCCGUGUUUUCCUGUCCAUUACACAAUAUCCAUGGGCGGUCUCACCUACAACAUCCCAGUGUCAUUGCUAGGUGGGAGCUUCGUUCGGUCAACCAGAAUCUUCACAAGAGUUUCGAUAGCAUAGUAUCGAAACAGCCUCGAAAUCCACUCCUGGCGGAUACAUAUUUUGACAGACAUAUAGUUUCCAUUGACUACAUGGAGACGGGAAAUAUCUUUGCUAUUACCACCGAUGAUGGCAAUAUAGCAUUUUAUGAUGCAAAGGGCUUUACUCCUUUAUCUGGCGUUGAGGAUAUCGAAACUGUUACCAGCCUGCCACAAUCUGGCUUUACCUUUCCUGCCGCAAUUUCUCCGACAUUGCUAACGUCCAUGCAAGGCGUUCAUAUUUCAUUUUCACCAAGUGGCUGCAUUGCAGCAUCUCUUGAUGAAAAAUCGCAUGUCCAGAUGCGUGUGAUGGAGCAUUCUUUUGGUCAUGAGCAAGAUGGUUUGUUUAAUGAUGAUAUUUACGAAGAAGCUAAUGAGUUUGAAGGAAAAUUCAUGAGUGCACUUGCUGCUCUCACCAUGGCUUAUUGCAGAGCUUGCAGCAGCGACAGUAAUAAUGAUGAUAUACUAAUGAUUGUUAUUCAGCAGCUCAACCAAGAUUCUCACAAGAAAUUCAUAGAUGAAGUCUAUCGAGCUUUGUCGAUGAAUGUUACUGUCGAGCAAGACAAGCUCAUGAAUAACCCAUAUAUCCUGAAAUGCUUCAGUAUGCAGGCUGCACUUGGGUUUAAGAACCGACUUGAGCGCCGUAACCUUGCAGCUGCUGUUCCGUGGCUGACUCUACAACUUCGACAAAUAUCCAUCUUACUCACAUAUAUACUACAUUUCAAUAAAGCUGGUACUGAUGUCGAGUGUUAUGAUCCUGAAACACUACGAAUAACAUUGGGAAAUGUGAAAUGGGCUCUCGACCUGGCUAAAUACAUCGUUGAUGACCUAUUCGAGAUUUCUGAUAAUCUAAACAGCCAGUCUAGCAGCCAAGACUCGGGGUCAUCAUCAGGAAAAUUAUGUGAAUCACUCUCGACAAUCCUCAUUAUCUCAAGCAUCCCGCGUUCAUUCCUCAGAUAUAUAUGCCGCGGUCUCCGUGGCCUCACUACUGGAUUCAGGAAUGCAAUGAAUCUGAGCAAUGAAUCCUACCAAAUCUAUUCUCAGAUAGUGACAUUGAUCACAGAAUCUGCUCUAAAAGUGGAUGUAUAUGAGAAGCUUCUUGCAAGUGUUGAAUCUGACGUUAAACACGCCUAUCAAAACGCGGGUUUCAACAACGCAGACCGCGCAGCCCCUGAACGAGACCUACUUAUCAAUGGCAGUAUACCACCCGUUUUACAGCCUGCAGUGACUGCAAUCCUUACUAAGACGGUUCCCAUGAUACGGAAUGAAGCCAACCCCAUGUAUCUGUUUUUACAAGACUACAGCUGGCUGGGUGUUGGCGAUGACAAGAGAGCAGACCUUUUCAGACACAAGUACGAGAUCGAUAUUCUUCGAAAAGUGUUAAUACCUCUAGAUGAAUCUAGGGGUGCUGUACGGCCAAGCCGAAGGUGUGUUCGAUGCUGUGCGAUAUCAGAGGAAAUUCCACCGAAGUCUAUGGCAGCCGUGAAGAUGCUGAUGAGAACUGCUGUUCUCCGAGCUUGUACUUGUGGUGGAAUGUGGUCUAUGAGCAAUGCUAGCAACCUAAGAGGCUCUACUACUUUGCCAGGAUGGAGACAGCCAGGAUAA